GAGAGAGAGAGAGAGAGAGAGAGAGAGAGAGACAGAGAGAGAGAGAGAGAGAGAGAGAGACUGCCUUGACUCUUGGACCUCACACCAGCACGUUGUGUAUGGCGGAACGGAGGAACAAACAAACCAAACGACCUAAACCAAAUCCCACUCAAAGUUGUAUCGUCUUGGUGGACGCGUAUUCUUCAGCUCAAGAACAUCUUCAGCGGUGAAGUUGGAGGAAACAAGGUGUUUAACGUCUUCUGCUGUGUUCCCGCUUGAGUGACCCCCCCCUUCUUCCCCGCCCUUUGACUCCACCUUUUCCGUGAUGUCAUCUCAGACCACGCCCAUCCAAGGGUCUCGACCAGUGACCCCUCCGCUGAUCUCUGCAGGAUCCCCGCAGUCACCAGUUUCACCAGAGUGCCUGCAUCCUCCAGCCUGCAGACACAGAGACCGCUCUCCUUCCCCCAUGAGAAGUUACCUCAUCCCCAGCCCUCUGCCCACACGCAGAAACAGGACCUGCUCAGCGACGGCUCGUGCAUCCGAGGGUCCGUUGUUCACUGGUGUGUGUAAAUGCUUCUCCCGCUCCAAAGGCCAUGGCUUUAUCACGCCAUCCGACGGGGGCAACGACAUCUUUGUCCACAUCUCAGACAUCGAGGGCGAGUAUGUGCCGGUGGAAGGCGACGAGAUGAGCUACAAAAUCUGCUCCAUCCCUCCCAAACACGUGAAGAUCCAGGCGGUGGAGGUGACCAUAACCCACCUCAAGCCGGGAACCAAACACGAGACCUGGGCCGGGCGGGUGGUCAACAGCUGAACACUGUCAUUUGCGGAGGGUGGGCGUGGUCAAAGAGGCCAAGGCGGGUGGGUAGGGAGAUAUAGAGAAAAUAAAGAAGGAUGGAAAGGAUGGGGGAGAAUUUGAAACAAAGGUUGUUAGCAGGCACAGUGGGCAGUAGGGCUGGGGAUCGGUCAAAAAUCUUUGAUACCAACAACGUGACUUUGGUACUGGUUCCAUACCAGUUUUAUAAAACAAAAAGAAAUUACAAUAUUACACAUUACGGCCUGGAUUUUAUUAGAUCUUGGUAGAAGCAUGCUGUGUGCUUAUUGGCUCACUAAUGCUGAGAUUUUGCAAUUGGGUAUUGGAUUUUCUUUUGAUUUUGGUCGGUGCCUAAAGGGUAUUGAAAUUGAUACCCAGCCCUAGUGGGGGAAGGGAAACCCAAGCUGGGGAUUAAAGGAGACAUGGCUGAGGCGACUAGUACAGGUUCAAACCAGAGGGAAAUAUUCAUGAUCUCAUAGUUUUACUUAUGUUGAAAUGUAGCUUCCUUUGCGUUACCUGGGAAAUGAGUAAGUAUACUUUGGGAAGGGAAUAGUUACGUUUUUUUGCUUAGAUCUGUAGACUCCCUGUGUUGACAUUUGACAUUUUUACUUUUUUUGAUGAGGAAAUUAAUUUCAGUUGCAAUUAUUCAUUUCCUGGAAAACUUUUUUAUGAUUUAGGUCAAUUCUACUUCACAACAUUUGACUGUGUGUGCCACUUCUACCCAGAGAACUGACAGCUCUGUUUGUGCCUACUUAAGCCAACCUGUCAUCUGUAUUUGAUCAUGUGUUGGUGGUUAUAUGAGUGAAUUAAAGCAUUUUCAACAGGUAUAUAA
Etheostoma cragini (Arkansas darter) is the source of this 1622-nucleotide messenger RNA. It is a transcript of the gene carhsp1, whose product is annotated as calcium regulated heat stable protein 1. Gene Ontology annotation, molecular function: mRNA 3'-UTR binding. Gene Ontology annotation, biological process: regulation of mRNA stability. The transcript is spliced from 5 exons. NCBI's taxonomy places the organism in Eukaryota, Metazoa, Chordata, Actinopteri, Perciformes, Percidae. Gene Ontology annotation, cellular component: cytoplasm. The coding region runs from base 305 to 790 and encodes 161 amino acids. The record is from RefSeq and is a predicted model, not a curated record.